This is a messenger RNA of Drosophila yakuba, 1948 nucleotides long. It is a transcript of the gene RanGAP, whose product is annotated as ran GTPase-activating protein. Gene Ontology annotation, biological process: signal transduction; nucleocytoplasmic transport; activation of GTPase activity. Gene Ontology annotation, molecular function: GTPase activator activity; small GTPase binding. NCBI's taxonomy places the organism in Eukaryota, Metazoa, Arthropoda, Insecta, Diptera, Drosophilidae. Bases 114 to 1889 code for a protein of 591 amino acids. The transcript has 5 exons. Gene Ontology annotation, cellular component: perinuclear region of cytoplasm; cytosol; nucleus. The record is from RefSeq and is a predicted model, not a curated record.
AUAUUCUAGCGCCCAUUUUUGCGAGGUUAAAAUAAAAUUCGCAAGCCGGCUGCAACUGCAAAGUACAGUGCCAUUUAAAUAUUUAAUAGUUCCACUUAAAAGCAGCCGCCAUCAUGUCCUUUUCCACCUUUAACUUCGCCAGCAUGGCCGCUCAAGUGGGCCAGGAGCAGGGAAUUUCAUUCCAGGACAAGGCGCUGACCUGGGACACAGCUGCCGAUGUCCAGGAUGUGGUGGAUGCCCUCAACAAGCAGACUACCGUGCACUAUCUGAAUCUGGACGGGAACACCCUAGGCGUGGAGGCGGCCAAGGCGAUUGGUGAGGGUCUGAAGCGUCAUCCCGAGUUCAGAAAGGCGCUGUGGAAGAACCUGUUUACUCGUCGUCUCAAAAACGAGAUUCCGGAGGCCCUUAAACACUUGGGAGCCGCGCUGAAUGUGGCGGGCGCUAAGCUGACUGUCCUGGAUCUCAGCGACAAUGCCUUGGGACCGAAUGGCAUGCGCGGCUUGGAGGAGUUCCUGCGGUCCCCGGUCUGCUACUCACUGCAGGAGCUGCUUCUGUACAAUUGUGGCCUGGGUCCCGAGGGCGGUAGAAUGCUGUCCAAGGCCCUGAUCGAUCUGCAUGCCAAUGCCAAUAAAGCGGGCUUUCCGCUUCAGCUGCGUGUUUUUAUAGGCUCACGUAAUCGCCUCGAGAAUACCGGUGCUAUGGCCCUGGCAGCCGCAUUCAAAACCCUCAAGACCUUCGAGGAGAUUGUUUUGGAGCAAAACUCAAUUUACUUCGACGGCGUCGAGGCCCUGUCCGAAUCAUUCAAAGAGAACCCCCAUCUGCGAGUGCUGAACAUGAACGAUAAUACUGUAAAGUCCCAGGGAGCGGAAAAAAUAGCAGAGGUUCUUCCCUACCUGCCCAUGCUUCGUGAAUUGAGCUUGGGAGACUGCCUGAUCAAAACCAAUGGCGCCUACCACUUCGGUGAGGUUCUGGAGAGCGCCAACGAUCAACUGGAAGUUGUUAACUUAAGUUUUAAUGAAAUCAACAGCGACGGCGGCUUGGUGUUGGUGAACGCUAUGCGAAAGAAAUCCAAGCUGCGCAUCUUGAACCUAGAUGGCAAUAGCUUUGGCCUUGAAGGCAGCGAGCAGAUAAUCCACGAGAUGAAUAAGUUGCCAACUGCUGCCGCACUGCAACCGUUUGAGGAAAUAAACUCCGAAAACGACGACGAUUCGGGAGAUGAGGACGAGGCUGAAGACCAGGACGAAGAUUACGAUGACGAAGAGGACUACGACGAGCACGAGCACGCUAACGAUACUACCGAAGAGGCAGACGAGGAUGACGAGGAGUAUAACAACGAGGCGGAGGAUACUGCCUAUAUCACCACGAAUGCCUACACGACCAAGCUCUUUAACGACACCACCAACUCGAUGGCCAGCAAUACUUUUGCAGUCGCAAACAAGACGAUCAGCCAAAAAUGCACUCCGGAGAAGUUCUGUUUGAGCCAAACACCCUGUUCCCAGGAAGAUUUCGAUUCGCUAGAUGAGGAUAACAAGCUUGAGGCUUUGCAGUCGAUUGUCAACCAAUUCACCGGCGACAACCAUUUGCUGCUGCUCGUCUUCACCACCUUGAAGUGCGCGCAUUUGUCUCAAUCCUCGAAAGCUGCGUUGGAUCUGGCCAUUUCCUUGUACCAGGCCACGUUUGACUACGCCAUUAAGACGAAGCAGGAGACCCGUGUGCUCAACUAUGUUCUGAUGCAGCUUCGUUUGUUGCACUGCGACCAGACAUUCAAUUCGGACUACGAUGUCAAGAGUUGUCGAUUUGCCCUGCGCGAGGCUCUCAAGCAACCAACGUUUGCCAACGACAACAUUAAGAAUUCCUUUAAGACUUUCCUUGAGAGUGUUGAAUUGUAAAGAGAAUUAAGAGAUAUGUGUAUCUUUGGAGAAUAAAAACGUAUUAUUCAUAUCCGAUA